Molecule: messenger RNA, 1920 nt
Organism: Elaeis guineensis (African oil palm)
Lineage: Eukaryota; Viridiplantae; Streptophyta; Magnoliopsida; Arecales; Arecaceae
Product: laccase-17
Biological process (GO): lignin catabolic process
Cellular component (GO): apoplast
Molecular function (GO): hydroquinone:oxygen oxidoreductase activity; copper ion binding
Source: RefSeq, a predicted model, not a curated record
AUAAGAAUGGCCAAUGUGACCCGACUGUGCCAUACAAAGAGCAUUGUGACGGUCAAUGGGCAGUUUCCAGGGCCCAAGAUCGUUGCUAGAGAAGGAGACAGAGUUGUGGUUAAGGUGGUUAACCACGUUCCGUAUAAUGUCACUUUACACUGGCAUGGUGUUCGCCAGCUGCGGAGUGGAUGGGCUGACGGUCCGGCGUAUGUGACCCAAUGCCCCAUUCAGACAGGGCAGAGCUACGUGUAUAACUUCACCAUCGUCGGCCAGCGAGGGACGCUCUUCUGGCACGCACACAUCUCGUGGCUGAGGGCCACCCUCUACGGGCCCAUCAUCAUUCUCCCCGCCCGCGGCGUCCCUUACCCCUUCUCCAGACCCUACAAAGAAGUCCCCAUCAUCUUUGGGGAAUGGUGGAACGCUGACACGGAGGCAGUCAUUAGCCAGGCUCUUCAGACGGGUGGCGGUCCUAACGUCUCUGAUGCCUACACCAUCAAUGGGCUUCCUGGUCCCCUGUACAACUGCUCGGCUAAAGAUACAUUCAAGCUGAAAGUGAAGCCCGGAAAGACGUACCUUCUCCGUAUGAUCAACGCUGCACUCAACGACGAGCUCUUCUUCAGCAUUGCAAACCACACCCUCACCAUCGUGGACGUUGAUGCUGUUUAUGUGAAGCCCUUCGACACCGACACCCUCAUCAUAGCACCAGGUCAAACCACCAACGUCCUCCUCCGUACCAGGCCCAGCUUCUUCCAUUCCACCUUCCUCAUGGCUGCAAGGCCCUAUGCCACUGGAGCCGGCGCCUUCGAUAACUCUACGGUGGCUGGCUUUCUUGAGUACCAAGAUCCCAAUACUUCCUCCAGAGCAAGCUUUAGUAAGAAGCUCCCACUCUUCAGACCAACCCUCCCAUCUCUGAACGAUACGGCGUUUGUCGCAAACUUCACCAGCAGAUUACGGAGCCUGGCAACCGCUCAGUUUCCUGCCAACGUACCACAAAGUGUGGAUAGGCGAUUCUUCUUCACCGUGGGCCUUGGGACGAGCCCAUGCCCGAAGAACCAGACUUGCCAAGGGCCCAACGGCACCAAGUUCGCCGCGACCGUCAGCAAUAUAUCCUUCACGAUGCCGACCACAGCUCUCCUCCAGGCCCACUUCUUUGGGCAGUCAAGGGGCGUUUACUCCCCGGACUUCCCGUACAGUCCGCUGAUCCCAUUCAACUACACGGGGACCCCUCCCAACAACACAGCGGUGAGCAAUGGGACCAAGUUGAUGGUGCUUCCUUUCAACGCCACCGUGGAGCUUGUGAUGCAGGACACCAGCAUCCUAGGGGCGGAGAGCCACCCAUUGCACCUCCACGGCUUCAACUUCUUCGUCGUGGGGCAAGGCUCUGGCAACUACAAUCCGGCAAAGGACCCGGCCAACUUCAACCUGGUGGACCCGGCGGAGAGGAACACGGUUGGGGUGCCGGCCGGUGGGUGGGUCGCCAUCCGAUUCCGUGCUGAUAACCCUGGUGUGUGGUUCAUGCAUUGCCACCUGGAGGUACACACGAGUUGGGGUCUGAAGAUGGCGUGGUUGGUCUUGGAUGGGAGCCUCCCCAACCAGAAGCUGCCUCGUCCACCGUCCGAUCUUCCCAAAUGUUGAAAGGUCCGGAGGAGUUUCGUGGUUUGACUGCUUGGCGGAAAGGGUGCCAGUCCACGCAUCCGUUUUUGUUUGUGUUCGCGUUCUUUACUCCUUUUGGCGUGGUUUGUGGUUCCUUCACUAAUUGACGUACGGUCGAGAGUUCGUGAGAGGACAAAGCAGUUUCUUGUUUUUAUUGGCCAAGUUGGCCUGCAGGAUCCGCGUGUCAUUUUUUUUAUCAAUGACGUGGCAACUUCUAGGAUUUCACGUCAUUCAUAUUUUGUUUGUUUGAGCAAUAAAACAUGAGUGAAUUUAUAA